Molecule: messenger RNA, 3332 nt
Organism: Leptonychotes weddellii (Weddell seal)
Lineage: Eukaryota; Metazoa; Chordata; Mammalia; Carnivora; Phocidae
Source: RefSeq, a predicted model, not a curated record
AGGUUCCUGUAUCACAUGCGGCUCUCCGAUGAGACCCUUUUGGACAUCAUGGCUCGCUUCCAGGCUGAAAUGCAGAAGGGCCUGGGGAAGGACACCAACCCCACAGCAUCUGUGAAGAUGCUGCCCACCUUUGUCAGGGCCAUUCCAGAUGGCUCAGAAAAUGGGGAGUUUCUUUCCCUGGAUCUUGGAGGGUCCAAGUUUCGCGUCUUGAAGGUGCAAGUCUCUGAAGAGGGGAAAAGAAAUGUCCAGAUGGAGAGUCAGUUCUAUCCAACACCCAGUGAAAUUAUCCGAGGGAAUGGCUCAGAGCUAUUUGACUACGUAGCUGACUGUCUGGCAGAUUUCAUGAAGACGAAAGGGUUGAAGCAUAAGAAAUUGCCCCUUGGCCUAACCUUUUCUUUUCCCUGCAGACAGACUAAAUUGGAAGAGGGUAUCCUGCUUUCAUGGACCAAGAAGUUUAAGGCACGGGGAGUUCAAGGCACAGAUGUAGUGAGUUGUCUGACCAAAGCCAUAAGAAAACACAAGGACAUAGACGUGGACAUCCUGGCCUUGGUCAAUGACACCGUGGGGACCAUGAUGACGUGCGCCUAUGAUGAUCCCUACUGUGAAGUUGGUGUCAUCAUUGGCACCGGCACCAACGCAUGUUACAUGGAGGACAUGAGCAACAUUGACCUGGUGGAAGGCGAUGAGGGGAGGAUGUGCAUCAACACGGAGUGGGGGGCCUUCGGGGACGACGGGGCUCUGGAGGACAUCCGCACCGAGUUCGACAGGGAGCUGGACCUUGGUUCUCUCAACCCCGGGAAGCAACUGUUUGAGAAGAUGAUCAGCGGCCUGUACCUGGGCGAACUUGUCAGGAUCAUCUUGCUGAAGAUGGCCAAGGCAGGUCUCCUGUUCAGCGGUGAGAAGUCUUCUGCUCUCCACACUAAGGGCAAGAUUGAAACACGGCACGUGGCUGCCAUGGAGAAGUAUAAGGAAGGCCUUGCCAAUACAAGAGAGAUCCUGACAGAUCUGGGCCUGGAGCCUUCGGAGGCCGACUGCAUCGCAGUCCAGCACGUCUGCACCAUUGUUUCCUUCCGUUCAGCCAACCUCUGUGCAGCGGCCCUGGCAGCCAUCCUGACACGCCUCCGGGAGAACAAGAAGCUGGCGCGGCUCAGGACCACGGUGGGCAUGGAUGGCACGGUCUACAAGAUACACCCUCAAUACCCGAAACGCCUGCACAAGGUGGUGAGGAGACUGGUCCCAAACUGUGACGUCCGCUUCCUCUUGUCCGAGAGUGGCAGCACCAAGGGGGCUGCCAUGGUGACCGCGGUGGCCUCCCGUGUGCAGGCCCAACGGAAGCAGAUCGAUGAGGUGCUGGCUUUGUUCCGGCUGACUCGAGAGCAGCUUAUGGAUGUGCAGAGCAAGAUGAGGACUGAGUUUGAGUACGGGCUGAAAAAGGACACCCACCUGAUGGCCACAGUCAAGAUGCUGCCCACCUACGUCUGUGGGAUGCCGGAUGGCACAGAGAAAGGGAAGUUCCUUGCUCUGGAUCUGGGGGGGACCAACUUUCGAGUCCUCCUGGUAAAGAUCAGAAGUGGACGGAGGUCGGUGCGAAUGUACAACAAGAUCUUUGCCAUCCCCUUGGAGAUCAUGCAGGGCACCGGCGAGGAGUUGUUCGACCACAUUGUGCAGUGCAUUGCUGACUUCCUGGACUACAUGGGCCUCAAGGGAGCCCAGCUGCCUUUGGGCUUCACGUUCUCAUUUCCCUGCAGGCAGACAAGCAUCGACAAGGGAACACUCAUUGAGUGGACCAAAGGCUUCAAGGCCACUGAUUGUGAAGGGGAAGACAUGGUGGACAUGCUCAGGGAAGCCAUCAAGAGGAGAAAUGAGUUUGACCUGGACAUAGUUGCAGUUGUAAAUGACACAGUGGGGACAAUGAUGACCUGUGGCUAUGAAGAUCCUAAUUGUGAGAUUGGCCUGAUUGCAGGAACAGGCAGCAACAUGUGCUACAUGGAGGAGAUGAGGAACAUUGAACUGGUGGAAGGGGACGAAGGGAAGAUGUGCAUUAACACAGAGUGGGGAGCAUUUGGAGAUAACGGCUGCAUAGACGACAUCCGGACCCGAUAUGACAAGAAGGUGGAUGAGGGGUCCUUGAACCCUGGCAAACAGAGAUAUGAGAAAAUGACCAGUGGGAUGUACCUGGGGGAGAUUGUGCGGCAGAUCCUGAUUGACCUGACCAAGCAGGGUCUCCUCUUCCGCGGGCAGAUUUCAGAGCGUCUCCGGACCAGGGGCAUCUUUGAAACCAAGUUCCUGUCCCAGAUUGAAAGCGAUCGGCUGGCCCUCCUCCAGGUCAGGAGGAUCCUGCAGCAGCUUGGCCUGGACAGCACGUGUGAGGACAGCAUUGUGGUGAAAGAGGUGUGCGGAGCCGUGUCCCGGCGGGCAGCCCAGCUCUAUGGCGCCGGCCUGGCUGCUGUCGUGGAGAAGAGGAGGCAAGACCAGGGCCUGGAGUACCUGAAGAUCACCGUGGGAGUGGACGGCACCCUGUACAAGCUGCACCCGCACUUUUCUCGGAUAUUACAGGAAACUGUGAAAGAACUAGCACCUCGAUGUGAUGUGACGCUCAUGCUGUCCGAAGAUGGGAGUGGAAAAGGAGCCGCUCUGAUCACUGCUGUGGCCAAGAGGUUACAGCAGGCCCAGAAGGAGGACUAGGAACCCCCUCGGGCUUGGGCCCCAUGUGCCUUGGAUACUGGCUUGCCUUUCCUCUGGCAGAUGUGUUGGUCAGGGACCAGAGGCAGGCUUCUAGCUGACUUCACAUUCUGGAUGGCCAAAAGAGAACCCCGGGUUCUCGGGUACUCCUAGCAUUUGGUUACUCAGUGUUUUCAGGGGCAUUAAAUGAUAUUUCUGAUUCGCAUAUUUGGGCCAAAGAUGGGCCAACUUGUAAAAUCAAAGCAUUUGGGCCUGAGGUCCCCUUUUAGCAAAUUUUCAGUUGAGGCCGGAGAUGCUAUUUCUCUAUGGCUUUGGGUCCUGUGGCUGUUGCCCAUGUGGCCUGGCUGGCUGGCUGGCUCCCCACUGGGGAGCUUCAGCCAUUGAUUGUAGUAGAUUGGGUCCUCACCUGUGGAUGCACAUUUGAGAAGGAUAGGGAUUCAUGUAAUAAACUGGAGAUCUAAUCUAACUUGUCCUUAACUCAUCAUGCUGACCUGGAACAUGGAAAGAGAAUAAAGACUUGGGAGUAUCAGCCCCAGGAUGAAGAAGGGUUGGUUGCCAGGUGGCCCUGCAGAAAUCCUUUCAUGCUUAAAGUGAGUUAUGUUAGCGCCUGUAGGAUUUUGUUUCUCAAUAUUGCAUGUGUGAUGGGGAGG